This is a messenger RNA of Onychostoma macrolepis, 2991 nucleotides long. Its product is annotated as gastrula zinc finger protein XlCGF8.2DB-like. The coding region runs from base 338 to 1360 and encodes 340 amino acids. The transcript has 3 exons. The record is from RefSeq and is a predicted model, not a curated record. Lineage: Eukaryota; Metazoa; Chordata; Actinopteri; Cypriniformes; Cyprinidae.
AUUUAUCUGAAUAUUUAUUUGAUUUCUAUAAUUGUUUCGAGCGGGCGGGACUUUUAUUUUGGCAUGGCGGCGUGACGUCAUAAGGCUGCGCUCUGCUUCUGUGAUUCGUCUGAAGGAAAGGUUUGUGUUUAAACAUUUACCUCAAUACAACAUUACAGAGAAGUGUGACCGUAACUAACAGUUUUUACAAGCAAAGCGCGUCCUCACGUGACUAACUGAAAAGGACCUGUGAUAUAUUUGUGAUCUCCCAGCAAAGAUAAAACCUCUUGAUCCCGUUGGAUUUGUGUUGGGACCUGCGGGAUCCCAAUCAAGCGCUCUACUGUGGGCUUUAAAAGACAUGAUGGCACUGAAAGAGGAAAGUCAAGAACCGAAUGAAGUAGAAGAGAAAUAUCAUGAUUUCAUGGCUGGAGAAAAACCUUUUUGUUACUCACCGACUCAACAGAGCGCAACAGAAAAUGCAAACUUUCAAGUCCAUUUGAGUGUUCACACUGGAGAAAACCCUUUAACCUGUCAACAGUGUGGAAAGAGUUUCCCUGAAAAAGAAGCCCUUAAAGUCCAUUUGAAAAUGCAUGCAGGAGAGAAACGGUUCAUAUGUCCUCAGUGUGGAAAGAGUUUCAAUCGAAAAGAAAGCCUUGAAUGCCACUUGAAUAUCCACACUGGAGAGAAGCCUUUCACCUGUCAACAGUGCGGAAAGAGUUUCACUCGAAAAGACAGCUUUAGAGUCCACUCGAAAAUCCACACUGGAAAGAAACCAUUCAUUUGCUCUCAGUGUGGAAAAAGUUUUAAACAGACAAAUGAACUUAGUGUUCACUUGAGAGUUCACACUGGAGAGAAGCCUCACACCUGCAAACUGUGUGGGAAGAGCUUCGCACAGAAAGGAAAUCUUAUGACUCACAUGAGAGUUCACACCGGAGAAAAGCCGUUCAUCUGCUCUCAGUGUGGAAAGAGUUUUAAACACAAAACACAACUUGAUGCCCACAUGACAAAUUACACUGGAGAGAAGCCUUUUAUGUGUGAUCAGUGUGGAAAGAGCUUCACACAAAGAGAGGUUUUUAAGACUCACAUGAGAGUUCACACCGGAGAGAAGCCAUACAUGUGUGAUCAGUGUGGAAAGUGCUUCAGAUAUAGAGACAGCUUUAAUCAUCACAUGAGGAUUCACGCUGGAGAAAUAUCUUUCAUAUAUCGCGAGUGUGAAACAAGUUUCACAGACAAGAAACGUCUUAAGGAUCAUGUAAAAACUGUCACCAGAGAGAAGCCUUACAAGUGUCUUCAGUGUGAAAAGAGUUACACAACUAAAAAAAGCCUGAAACGGCAUUUCCAAAGUCAUUCUGGAAAAAAACUGCCGCUUUCCUCGGUGUGAGAAGAGGUUUAGAAAAAGGAGUUAUUUCAACAAUCAUGUAAUAAAAACAUCACACUUAGAAAAACAAGUUUAUUCAAGAGUGCUAUUAGUAUACUUUGAAACUACAAAUAAAGUAUAUUUUACUAAUAAAGUAUACUAGUUUACUUUUUCUGUACUUCACAGAAAUAUACUUAAAACUAUACUUAAGUAGGGAUGUAACGAUUAACCGCGAGCUGGUUGAAAAUUGAUUCAUAUAUGUGACGAUUCAAAUCGGUUUAGAUGCUAAACAAAUCGCAAUUCAAUUAGUGGUAGGAGUUUAUAUGAAUGUAUGUCUGAGGGGAACUUACUGUCUAGAAAAGUUUAGAUGAUAUUUUUUCUUUUAAUUUUGCCUCUGUAUAAUGCAUAUUAGAGUUCAUAAGUGCAGCGCUGCUUUGUUUACAGUGGAAACCAAGGAAACGCUUAAAGCGCCACCUGCUGGCAGAGAGUGAAUCUGCGUCUCAUUCAGCUAGUCAUUUCAUUUCAUGCAGAUAUUUUACAGUAUAUAUACAGUAGUUUCACAAAACUGAAGCCGGACCAUUCUGUUUUUGCUUCAAAUUUCGAAAUUAUACAACUCUAAUUUAGAUUAAAAACUGCUCAUGUUGCAUGUAUGCAGCAUCUUUGUUAGCAGAGGCUUUUAUCCAAAGCGACUUACAAAUGAGGAGAAUAAAAGCAAUCAAAACCAACAAAAGAGCAAUAAUAUGCAAGUGCUAUAUUAGUAUAUUAUUAUAGUGUUAUAUUUCAAUUUCACAAAGAAACGUGCUGCAUUUUGUCCAAGCAAUAAUAAAAGUACACAUUUAAUUUAUAAUUUGUCUCAUCUCAUUUUGGAAACAAACAAAACAAAAAAAACAAUGUGAAUCAAAUCGAAUCGUGAACUCAAAAUCGUGAAUCGAAUCGUGAGUUGAGUGAAUCGUUACAUCCCUAUACUUAAGUAUACUUGAUUUAAAUUGACAGUCUAAAUAUUGGCACAUGAACACCACCACAAAGUCGUUAUUACGAGUGGGGAAACUCAAAAUUUUCUUUAAGCCCCGAGUUUCCGAGUUGGAGUGAAGUGUCGGUGUUCACGAGUCAGUGAAAAAACGUGUCAGAUGCAAUGGACACAGCCAAAGACUAAAGAUAUGCAGCAUCGGUAAAGUUGUUGAAAUGAAUAAAAUGAUGUUUUUUUUUUUGUAAUGUACAAUAAAACAAUAUAAGUUGCACAUACAAAAUAUUAUAUUAUUGUAUAAUUAUAAUAGAAUAUCAAAUUUUUCAGUUUACAUCACCUUCAUAAAUUAAAUAAAAACAAAAAAAAGAAAAAACACGAUGCACAUUCUUCAUUCAUCAUUUUGUAGAUGUAGAGUUAAAAAAAUAAUUGAAUUUUAUGUAGAAAAGUUAAAUCGCCAUCUUGUUCCAACCAAAGUGACUUGAACGCACCCGACGUCGUAAUAACGACUUGUCAACUCGUAAGUACGAAUGUCCCAGGAGGACUUGAACGCAGCAUAUGUUUGGCCUAUACUUGCACUCAAUCUUGUGAUUGAGAUAUACUGAAAAGUAAAAUAAAGUAUUCUAAAUACACUUGGCUUGUAGUUGUUUACUCUUUUGAUUGAGUGGCCUUUUUUCCACAUAUAUAAUUUUUU